AUGGCGGACCAACAAGACGUCGAUCUCGACUCCAUCAUCGACAGACUGCUCGAGGUCCGUGGCAGCAGACCCGGCAAGCAGGUCCAACUUCUCGAGACCGAGAUCCGCUACCUCUGCACCAGAGCUCGCGAGAUUUUCAUUUCCCAGCCCAUCCUCCUCGAACUUGAGGCUCCUAUCAAGAUUUGCGGUGACAUUCACGGCCAAUACUACGACCUUCUGCGUCUUUUCGAAUACGGCGGUUUCCCUCCUGAGGCCAACUACCUCUUCCUUGGUGACUACGUCGACCGCGGCAAGCAGUCGCUCGAGACCAUCUGCCUGCUUCUUGCCUACAAGAUCAAGUACCCCGAGAACUUCUUCAUCCUCCGCGGUAACCACGAGUGCGCCUCGAUCAACCGCAUCUACGGUUUCUACGAUGAGUGCAAGAGAAGAUACAACAUCAAGCUGUGGAAGACAUUCACCGACUGCUUCAACUGCCUGCCCAUCGCCGCCAUCAUUGACGAGAAGAUCUUCACCAUGCACGGUGGUUUGAGUCCUGACCUCAACUCAAUGGAGCAGAUCAGACGUGUCAUGCGCCCUACUGAUAUUCCCGAUUGCGGUCUCCUUUGCGAUCUUCUGUGGUCCGACCCCGACAAGGAUAUCACCGGAUGGAGCGAGAACGACCGUGGUGUAUCUUUCACCUUUGGUCCCGAUGUCGUAUCGCGUUUCCUGCAAAAGCAUGACAUGGACCUCAUCUGCCGUGCUCACCAAGUCGUCGAAGAUGGUUACGAGUUCUUCUCAAAACGCCAGCUCGUCACCUUGUUCAGUGCCCCCAACUACUGUGGAGAGUUCGAUAACGCUGGUGCCAUGAUGAGUGUUGACGAGAGCUUGCUGUGCUCGUUCCAGAUUCUCAAGCCAGCAGAGAAGAAGCAGAACAGGUUCGGUCGCAGAUAG
This is a messenger RNA of Aureobasidium melanogenum CBS 110374, 930 nucleotides long. Its product is annotated as pp1, catalytic subunit of type 1 serine/threonine protein phosphatase. The coding region runs from base 1 to 930 and encodes 309 amino acids. Gene Ontology annotation, cellular component: nucleus; cytoplasm. The transcript is spliced from 4 exons. The record is from RefSeq and is a predicted model, not a curated record. Lineage: Eukaryota; Fungi; Ascomycota; Dothideomycetes; Dothideales; Saccotheciaceae. Gene Ontology annotation, molecular function: protein serine/threonine phosphatase activity.